Messenger RNA from Triplophysa dalaica, 5794 nucleotides. RefSeq names its product matrix metallopeptidase 24 (gene mmp24). Gene Ontology annotation, cellular component: extracellular matrix. Bases 147 to 1964 code for a protein of 605 amino acids. NCBI's taxonomy places the organism in Eukaryota, Metazoa, Chordata, Actinopteri, Cypriniformes, Nemacheilidae. The record is from RefSeq and is a predicted model, not a curated record. Gene Ontology annotation, molecular function: metalloendopeptidase activity; zinc ion binding. The transcript has 9 exons. Gene Ontology annotation, biological process: collagen catabolic process; extracellular matrix organization; proteolysis.
AUCAUCCUAACGAAGCGCAAAGAUGGCAAUGCGUAUUUAAGGCUAGACUUUGGAGAGUACCGUAUUCAGGAAUAUUCUUUGCUGAUAUUAUAAAGACACAAGCCUGGAAAUCAACGGCGGACAGUGGGGGGAAUUUGGGGACGGUCAUGGCGGGGGUGGGAGCCAGGAGGAGAAAGACGGGGCUCCCUGGGUUCUGUUGGAAAACAUGCUAUUUCCACAUCCUCUUCUGGGUCGUGUCUGUGUGUGAAGAAGAGAGAACGUUUAUUGUUGAGACGUGGCUGAAGAACUAUGGCUACCUACUCCCUCAUGACAUCCGAAUAUCGGACCUGCGAUCGGAGAAAGCCAUGCAGUCGGCGGUCGCUGCCAUGCAGCGGUUUUAUGGCAUUCCAGUGACAGGAGUCCUUGACCAAACCACCAUCGAGUGGAUGAGAAAACCUCGCUGUGGUGUUCCAGACCAUCCUCACAUCAGCCGUCGCAGGAGAAAUAAACGCUACGCCCUCACCGGACAAAAAUGGAGGGACAAAAAGAUUACGUACAGCAUACAUAAUUUCACCCCCAAGGUGGGUGAGAAAGACACUCAGAGGGCGAUUCGUCAGGCCUUUGACGUCUGGCAAACCGUGACCCCGUUGACCUUUCAGGAAGUGGCUUAUUCUGAGAUCAAAAAUGAGGGUAAAGAGGCCGACAUCAUGAUCUUUUUUGCCUCCGGUUUCCACGGUGACAGUUCCCCCUUCGACGGAGAGGGAGGUUUUUUAGCUCACGCUUAUUUCCCUGGUCCCGGGAUUGGCGGAGACACACACUUCGACUCAGAUGAGCCCUGGACGCUGGGAAAUGCCAACCAUGAUGGCAAUGACCUUUUUCUCGUGGCGGUACAUGAGUUAGGACAUGCUUUGGGUCUGGAACAUUCUAAUGACCCCAGUGCCAUCAUGGCCCCCUUUUACCAGUACAUGGACACACACAACUUCAAACUGCCUCUGGACGAUCUUCAGGGCAUCCAGAAAAUCUAUGGUAUACCUACAGCCAUGCUGGAGCCCACCCGUCCUCUUCCUACACUACCUGCACGCCGAACACACUCCACCUCAGAGAGAAAACAUGACCGGCAGUCCCGGCCCGCUCGUCCACCCUCCGGUGACCGCCCAUCCUCCGGCAACGGCAAACCCAAUAUCUGUGAUGGCAAUUUCAACACGGUGGCCUUCUUUCGGCGGGAGAUGUUUGUUUUUAAGGAUCGCUGGUUCUGGCGUUUGCGAAACAACAAGGUACAGGAAGGCUAUCCCAUGCUCAUCGAGCAGUUCUGGAAGGGUCUUCCUCCCCGCAUUGACGCUGCUUAUGAGAGAUCCGACGGCAAGUUUGUGUUCUUUAAAGGAGAUAAGUACUGGAUUUUCAAGGAGGUUACAGCGGAGUCCGGUUACCCCCACAGUCUGGUAGAGAUGGGCAGCUCUUUGCCACGUGAUGGCAUCGACACUGCUUUACGCUGGGAACCCGUGGGCAAAACCUACUUCUUCAAAGGUGACCAGUACUGGCGUUACAACGAGGAGAAACGCAACGUUGACCCAGGUUACCCCAAACCCAUCAGCGUGUGGAGGGGCAUCCCUGAGGGUCCACAGGGAGCGUUCAUCAGUCGAGAAGGAUUUUAUACCUACUUCUACAAAGGAAAGGACUACUGGAAGUUUGAUAACCAGAAGUUAACCGUGGAACCAGGUUACCCCAAAUCUAUCAUCAAAGACUGGAUGGGCUGCGACCAGUCUGAAAUGGAAAAGAACAAAGACAGGCACCUUCCGAACAAUGACGUUGACAUCAUGGUGGCCAUCAACGACGUACCCAGCACUGUAAACGCCAUUGCCGUGGUCAUCCCGUGCAUUCUCUCACUGUGCAUUCUGGUCCUUGUAUACACUAUCUUCCAGUUUAAGAACAAAAACGUUCAACAGCACGUCACCUACUACAAACACCCUGUGCAAGAGUGGGUAUGACAGACCAGGGGGCGUUUUAGACCCUAAACGCUCGAACAUAACUGAGGGCUACUAUGCUGAGGUCUGAAAGCAUAUGUGACCAGUGCCUGUUUUCCGAAACUUGCCUCGGAAGGCUGAAAGGACAUGGCAAGAGCAUCAACGCCACUUGAGACAACGUAAAAAUACAAAUAUCGCAAUUUUUUAUAGCAUGAGCCCAAGGGACGAAACUUUUGGGAUUGUUGGGGAGGAAACCCAAGGUGAAACCCAUCGUUUUUACAACGUUUAGUCAACGUUAUCGUUGCGGAACGAAUGCUCCAGGUUUGGCAACAGAAGAAUCCAACUUGUUCUCAGAAUAAACUUGUAUAUGUUUUGAAGUAUUAAGAAAUAUUGAACAAAAACGAACAAAAAAAUAACUCAAGACUUGAAAAACAAUGUAGGUAGAAAGGCCAUAGAAAAGAAUACCAAGGAAUUCAUGCAGUCGUUUUCAUUUAUGAGGUGAAGGGUUCACCGCUAAUACUCGAAGACUUCGCAUUUUUUAGGGGGGUGGGUUGGGAGGCAUUUCAGAAAAAAGAAAAUAUCAACAACUGACUUUAACUUCAAUCUGAAUGUUUGUUUGCUAGAUAGUUUUUCUUUCUUUGACACCUGCCUACUCAUUCCACAAAGCAGGAACAGCAUUUGAUUUGUAACAACUAGGGCAGUCUUAAUACCUCCUCCUACGCUGUACUGUACCGCGCUUCUAUUUUCUUCUUCAGCUGUUUUUAACAGUCUGUAACAAAGGACGAUCUCUUUUUUGAUCAAAUUUUGUUUACAGACAGCAUUCGUGUUACGUUUUUAUAGGUGAAUCGUUUCUACCAACUUCUGUGGGAAAUCUUCGGGUCAAAGAGACAAAAAGAAGAAUGCAUAAAAUUGUGAGACACGAUUUUGAUUUAAUGUUUUUCUCACCCUCUUUUACGUUUGGUGUUUAAUUUAUUUAAAAAAUAUAUAUAUUUUAUCAAUUUAUUGCUUACAUUUGAUCACAUCUGAAUAUGAAAACGUUUCCGUUGCCUGCAGUACAGGAGAUGAUCUGUAAGCAGCUCAUCCGUUCUCUUAGAAUGAACAUAAUAUGCUGUACGUUUUACAUAAAAGUGACUUUAACUUCACGUGUUCGGUGUUUACCGUCUAACACUUCAUUCAUAAUGUCUGUCGAGUGCUUUAAUUGGUACGACUGUGAUGUUAAACAGUAAUGUGUGUUUGACUCCACUGUAUUAACACAUCUCUCCUCUCAUCCGCUGUGGAAUGGAAUACAUUGCACACUGCAAAGAGCUGAAGUGUUAUUGAUGUUUUAGGAUUAACUUGAUAAAGCUUCAGGCAUAUAUUAAAGGUUUGUAGAAUCUUAAUCAGUAAAUUAAGAUGGUAGAUUUGGCAAGGCUCCCUUUGGUAAGGCUUUACGGAUUUUUUUAAAUCAUCGCAAAUACAUUUGCCUUAACAUGUUGACUUUGCAUGUAAUACGAUAACUUGAUUUUCCUGUAAGGAAAAUACAUUUUUGUUGGACAUGUUUUAUUUAUACAGUAAAAGACAGUGUAAAUAUUGUACGCUCAGUUUAGUUUGGUUUUCUGGUGUCUUGAAAGGUUUGCCGAUGACUUGAUGAACCGUCUGAACCUGAUCAUGAGCUGUGACGUUGCAUCAGUAGUAAAAGGAAAAGUGACGCACAGGAUCAUUCGAUUUUGUUAAUACAUUUUAACCAACAUGAAUGUUUUCUGAAUAGCCCUGUUGUCUGUUAAGUGAACUUUAUGAACUUUUCUCUAGGCUUGUCUUCCAAAGUGACAUUUCAUGUGUUUGUGUCUUCUUUAAAGGGGAACCAACAUAUAGCCGUUGAUCUGAGAGAUGAAACAGAGCAGAUUAAUAUAUAUAGUAAUAAAAAACAAAUAGUAUGAUCUUUAAAGAAAUUAUAUUGUUAUUAACAUGUCAAACAAUGCCAUGGUAAUACAACUAAACCAUCUCCACAAAUCCAUUUUCUUUUUUUUAUAAACGGUGUGGUCUUAAAAUCAAUUGGUGUAAUGUUUCAUAAAACAUUAGAGAAAUGUAUAAUUGAGGUUUCGUGACUUCCCCUUUAAGACACUGUGCCUUGUUUAACAGUCAGCUAUGGCACAUCGAUUCCUACAUCUGUGUUGUGUUUUGAGAACGCAUCCAUAAAUCGUGUCCCUUGAUCAAAAACAACGCCUUUGCUUAUAGAAAAUGUGUCGCCGUUUAUUUUAGUUGACCCAAUUGUCAUGUCAUUUUUGGAUGUGUUUCGCGAGCAGAUUGGCGGUGGGUAGAGAAAUGGCUGAAGCUCGAGCAGAUUUUACACAUUCGUGCCCACCACUUGGGAAAGACUCGAUGUUAUUGUCUCUCGGAUAAGCAUUUUUAUUAGUCAACUCCUCCAUAUCUAGAGCACCUGCUCACUCCGACAAGCAAUGUGGCAAAUCGUCUAAUGUCUCGAGUACAGGCAGUUCUGGUUGGGAGUAUUUUAAAUGGAACACACUGUGCAUUACCAGCCGUCUUCCUCAAAUCUGUCCAAUAACCUGGUGUUGGUUUAAAAGAUAAAACCACCGAGACGUGGACUGAAUUUGACAGUGUGGUACAAAAGUGUGUGUUCAAAGACUGCGGUUUUGUGUGACGUUGGGAUGCUCGGUUCCCUGAGAGAGGUGUAUUUAUCAUUGUAAGAAAAAAGACGAAUCAUGUGGCAAGGCUGCUCGAAAUAGAUUCAGUUAUUUUAAGAGUCACGAUGAGAAAUUAUUGUUUAUUUGCAGAAACAAAUCUGGCAUUAAUAACUUGUAGCUAAAUAAGUCUCAGAACGGGGUCUGCACAUCAUUUUCUUUUUUUAAACUUGCACUAUAAUCACAUUUUUAGUACACAUUUUUGUGAAGAGACAGAACAAUGUACAUGUUACGGGGCGCUCUAUAAACAAUUUCCAGACCACUGAGCAAGCCAGUUUUAUGUGUAUAUAUAUUAACACACUUUAAACAGACCUAAUGUCAGAAGUGAGAUGUUUAUCAGAACUACAGUGUAUUUAUCAAAGGUGGAUAUCUUUAGAAAUGUUUGUCGUAGGGUCAUGUGAACGGUUUGUAAUGCUAGAGGCGUAUCAUACGAAAAGCUAUUUAUUUAUCAUCGAUGGAGACAUAAGGGUAUUAUUCUACACCGUUUCGUUUAAAAUCGAGGUGAAGCCAUGCCUAUCACAUUAGAUGCACAGAAACAGAAAAUAAAUAAACAUGUACAGGGAGACAUAAAUAGGAAUUCUCUGGUAAUUUGCCUCUUUUAUGGGUACGAUUGUGGCUCUGGACAACAGUCACUUUGAACCCAAGCUGCUGUUGCCUUUUGUUUUUACUGUACUUUUAUGAGACUAACAAUAGGACAAACAUAUCAGAGGUAGUCGAGGACCCAACUGUAUUUACGCUUUUGAUUACAGAGGGUUAAUUUUAACGAAGAUUUUAUCUGAGAUAGCUUUAACGUUUCUUUCUUGACUUACCACAAGGGAAUUAAACCGUAUUACUGUACAUAUGUUUUUUUCCCUUUAAAAAACUGAACAGCGAAACGCUCGCUCUGUAAUUUGAAUCAAACAAUGCUGAUUCUGUCCUUCGAGUUUUGAUAUUUUCUGAUUUACCGGUAAAACGUUGCCGUCCGCUCAGCUUUUGUCCAAGUUUUAAUGGUCAUGUAAAUAUGAAGAUUUAAUGAAACUUUUUGAAGUUUAACCUUUUGUAUUUUUCUUUCACUCUGACUGUCGCCUAUGAUUUCACAUCGCAUAAUGUUAUCUUUCUUCAGGACGAGUGCUGUUAAACUGAAUUGGUUAACUAAUAUUAGAUAUGAUUAAAGCUUUAUUUGUUGAAUUGUUUUUA